GUGACAAUAAAAGAGAGAGAGAGAGAGAGAGAGAGAGAGAGAGAGAAAGAGAGGGAGAGAAGGAUUGGCUAAAAAUUCGUUCAUCAAUGCUUACCGAAGCCACAAAGUAAGGAGAAUAUUCUGCAUAAGAAUAUAUAAGAAGAAUAAAAAGGAGAAGAGUUCAGGAGGAUGUCGUUGCCGCGAGGUGUCGGACUCGGCGUCGAUGUCGGUCAACUGAUGCAGCAUCAGCAACAACAACAUCAUCAGCAGCAACAUCACGUAUUACCAGCAGCCUUUUUUCUACGAGCCAGUGCUGAGAGAUAUCAGAGGACACCGAAGUGUGCUAGAUGUCGUAAUCAUGGAGUCGUUUCCGCCCUUAAGGGACACAAGCGUUACUGCCGAUGGAGGGACUGCGUGUGUGCGAAAUGUACCCUUAUCGCUGAAAGGCAACGCGUUAUGGCAGCUCAGGUUGCUCUAAGAAGGCAGCAGGCUCAAGAAGAGAGCGAAGCUCGUGAACUUGGUUUGCAACUGCAGUACAAUACCAGCAGCUGCACUGGUACACCGGUAUUGUCUGGAACGGCCACAGCAACGACACCAGCCGAUAGUCCAUCUCCGCAUCCGGUCCACGUUGCGAAUCCGACGGGCCUGGCUAUUCCAGCCGCGGCUGCCGCAGCAGCCGCGGCCGCAGCGGCAGCUCAUAUCCAAACGCAGUUGACGCAACCAGAAUGUGGUAUACUACAGCGAAAAAGAUCGAUCCAAGACGAUUACAGACAGCCGAAACAAGAGAAACCUGACUCGAUCGUCGGUGGUUCGAAGAGAACGAGACUUUCCGAUCAUACCAAAGGAACGAUAUUAGCCGGGGAUGAUACGGGAAACGAAGAUGAUCGUGAAUCAGAUUCAGGUGGCGAGCUUCGUGCCAAUCAUCCACUUGUUGUUUCUAGCCCAGUCGAUAGUCAAGACGCCGAAAUAGCAAGAAUGCGUACAAAUAGUCUGAACGAUUCUGAGGAAGGAAGUCCAGAGCCAGGUUCUUCGAGUCCCACGCAUACACCACCCUUAACGCCUGCACUUACACCACAAAGAGAAAGUACACCAGCUCCGGAAAACCUCAGCUUGCGUAAAAGUGGAAGUCCGCCACAGACACAGCAAACUCCACAGGCGGUCGAUCUCGUGCAACCCAGACCAAGUCCGCCAUUAGCCUCACUGGCAGAAAAUCCGUAUUCUAUGCUUCAGGCCGCAGCAACGUCGGUCCAUUUUCCUACUUAUGCACCACUUUAUGGACCAGCGGUCAGUUCUUUGUACUGUUCCCCCACAAUUUAUCAACAUCAACAUCAUCCAAACGUACACGAACCACGAGAAAUUCAAAUGCAAAUGCAAAUGCAAAAUAUUCAACAACCUUGUGGUAUACCAGUCCAACAGCAACAACAACAACAACAACAACAACAACAACAACAACAAAGAUCGCCAGUCGAUGUUCUUCUUCGCGUAUUUCCUGGACGACGUCGAGCCGAUGUGGAAGCCCUAUUACAUCGAUAUAAAGGUGAUGUGGUAUCAGCGAUGGAAGUGCUAGUCUGUGAGGAUAAUCUUCAACCAAAGUCAGCGUUCUCACCAUUGGCGGGUGCCUUGGCUUCAGCAGCAGCUGCUUCGGCAUCAGUUUCGGCAGGCUAUACGACACGCAGUGCUUACUGUACCACACCGAUCCCAUCAACGAGACAUAGAUUUCUCGCAGCACCUUACGCCGGUACUGGUUACCUUCCAACCGUGAUAAAACCACCGAAUCAAAGUCUUCACGCCAAUGGUACAGGUGAUGCCUAUCGAGAAACAUCACCGGAUGACGCCAGUGAUAAGACCAGUUAUUCCGAGUGACCUGAACAAGAGAGGACCACUGUUUGGUCAUAUUUGCAGUAGUCGAGGAUAUCUUUCGGCCGCCAUUUCCUCCGAGAAGAACACAAGCUACCUAGGCUAUUAAUAAAAGUCAAAAAGGAGAGCUGUUAUUUUAAAAGCUAAACGGUAAAUGAAUUACAUAUUAUCGUUCUCUCCAUUCAAUUUUCUUCCAACUCGGACUCGAUACCAAUAUGGCGGUUCUAGAAAAAUCACGUCCUACCCAUUAAAAUUAAUUUUUUUUCUCACAAGUUUCUGAUAAACAUAAAUCAUCGUUAUUAUCAUCCGAAUGAUAUUUUUAUUUUCACAAUAA
Vespula pensylvanica (western yellowjacket) is the source of this 2170-nucleotide messenger RNA. It is a transcript of the gene dmrt99B, whose product is annotated as doublesex- and mab-3-related transcription factor A2. Gene Ontology annotation, cellular component: nucleus. Gene Ontology annotation, biological process: sex differentiation; regulation of transcription by RNA polymerase II. The coding region runs from base 169 to 1842 and encodes 557 amino acids. Lineage: Eukaryota; Metazoa; Arthropoda; Insecta; Hymenoptera; Vespidae. Gene Ontology annotation, molecular function: protein binding; DNA-binding transcription factor activity, RNA polymerase II-specific; RNA polymerase II cis-regulatory region sequence-specific DNA binding. The record is from RefSeq and is a predicted model, not a curated record. The transcript has 8 exons.